Chenopodium quinoa (quinoa) is the source of this 2594-nucleotide messenger RNA. RefSeq lists its product as uncharacterized. The record is from RefSeq and is a predicted model, not a curated record. Lineage: Eukaryota; Viridiplantae; Streptophyta; Magnoliopsida; Caryophyllales; Amaranthaceae. The coding region runs from base 165 to 2036 and encodes 623 amino acids. The transcript is spliced from 4 exons.
AUUUUCCAUUUAUUUAUUUGUUAAAAAAAAAAACACUGUACUGGUCGAUAACAUUGCUCUCUUCUCAUUCUCUCAAUUUCCCAUUGAAGCGCACUCAACGUUCUCCAUUAUAGAGACUUUUGAUAUUUCUAUCUUCCAUUGAAGCAGCUUCUGAGGAAAACAGAAUGGUGCGGAAGAAGAGUCUGAAAAAAGCCGAGUUUGCUAAUCGCUCCUCUCAAGCAUCAACUGAGAAGAAGACUCCGGAAUCUUUGAAGCUCACUGCUAAGCAGCUGAAGAGAUCAAAGAAACAGAGGUUGCGAAGAGAAAAAAGAAAAGAAGUUGCCUCACAGAGUCAAGUCACAAAUGAGGAUAAGAACAGGACAGCAGCAACAGUGGAUAAAGAAAGCAAUCUGAAUACGAGUGAUAAUGGCAAAGAGAAUGGUACUUCCAAGGGGAUUAAAAAUAAGAAAUUUAGAAACACUAAGCGUGAGCCAAAAAGUGAUAAUAAGGAUAAGAACAAGACAGCAGCAAGAGUAGAAAAAGAAAGCAAUAAGAAUUCAAGUGAUAAUAGGAAAUAUAACGGUUCUUUCAAGGAAGACAAAAAGAAAAACAAUAGAAACAGUAAGUCUGAGCAAAAAAGGGUCGGGGCUCCAAGUUCUGAGAAUAAAGUUGGUGGAUUGAUCUUCAUGUGUAAUGCAAAAACAAAACCUGAUUGUUUUCGUUACAAUGUCAUGGCCCUGCCUUCCAGCAAAAAGGAGGUUGUGCUUGGUAUAAAGCCUGGUUUUAAGCUUUUCCUUUACGAUUUUGAUCUUAGGCUCAUGUAUGGAAUCUAUGAAGCAUCUUCUGCUGGGGGUAUGAAACUUGAGCCAGAUGCUUUUGGUGGAGCUUUCCCUGCUCAGGUGCGCUUCAGAAUUAAUGAAGACUGUUUACCUCUCCCUGAAAGUGUUUUCAAGAAUGCAAUAAAGGAAAAUUAUGAUGAGAGAACCCACAAAUUCAAGACUGAACUAACUUCUGAACAAGUGAAGAAACUUAGAUCCCUGUUCCGUCCUGUUCUCCAGCUUCAUUUGAAGGAUCAUCCUGUCGUUCUGCAGCCUGCAUCAUCUUCUGAUCGACUUUUUGUCUCUGAGAUGGAGUACCGCAGAUAUGGCCUCCGACCAGAAUUACGUAAUAUGGGGCAAGAUACAAUUUCCUAUGCUCCUGUUCCAGAUUCUUAUGGGACUAAUCAUGAGAGGGAGCAACUUUUCAGGAGCUCUGCUACACUAUACAAGGAUACACCAUCUGCGCAGGAGCAACUCUGUAGGAUUCCUGCCCCGCUGUACAGGGAUGUAUCCCAUACACAGGAGAUGUUAGCAAAGCCUGCCCCAGUUUAUGGGUCUUUUUCCUCGUUGCAAGAACCGGCAGUUUCUCAUCAUGAGCCAUUUUAUUUGAGUGAAAAUGAGUAUCGAAUGUAUGGUUUGCGAGGUCAAAGUGAGCAUAAACCAUUGGUAUCAGCCACAACAAGGCCAAAUAAUGAGUUGGAUGGUUACCAAGACAAUCAAUACCACUCUCAUCAUCCAUUCACAAGUUUAACAAGGGCAGGGGCUGAUACUUAUGGGGCAUACUCGCAGGCGUCAGUGACCCCUUCUGAUCCAUUCACAAGUUUAACAAGGGCAGGGGCUGAUACUUAUGGGGCAUACUCACAGGCGACAGUGACCCCUUCUGAUCCAUUGACAAGUUUAACAAGGGCAGGGGCUGAUACUUAUGGGGCAUACUCGCAGGCGACAGUGACCCCUUCUGAUCCAUUCACAAGUUUAACAAGAGCAGGGCCUGAUACUUAUGGGGUAUACUCGCAGUCAACAGUGACUGAGGCUUAUCGUAGUGACUUGGGGCUUGCAAAUAAUGCUGUUGAUUACCAUUUACCAAGAAGGGUUGCUGAUGAAGGGCUCUAUUUAUCUUAUGCCUCUCGUGAUCUAUCUGCAUACAACCAGAGAAGUCAUGUUGGUGCUCAAUCUGAGCUUGCACCUGCAUCUGUUUCAUCUCGAUACUCAUUUGCAGGGGGAUCCUAUUCCUAUAGAUAAAUCAAAGCUUCUAUUGCACGGCAUGGCUUCUUAGGCUUUGUUUCUUGUUUAUGACAAAUAUUGAAGAGCCAAAUGGAAGAUUAGUUCUGCUGAAUUCAGUGAUCUGGUGAUGUACUUGUUUAAAUCGAUGUCAUUUAUACCUUACCUUGAUCUCUGAUACUUGAAAGGUUACUUGAAAUCAGGUGGACACAUCAUAGGAAUGUGCAUUUUGAAUGAUAGUUACCAGUUAAUGUUCAUACACAUCUCUAGAAUUUAGAGUAGGUGAUGUCAUGACGAAGCAUCAAAUCUUAAGAAUGCCUUUCCUAGCCCUAACAAAACAACUUUAUGCCUUCAUUGUUACCUUUGUUAUAUUGUUUAUUUGGUUUGUUUUCAUCAAUGAAUUAGCCUGAUAGCCGAGUGAAGAGAAGAUAUAACUGUCUGUUUAAGGUGUAGGAAUGCAGAAUAUCUUCUCAAGAGCCACAACUGGCAUAAACCUUUCAUUUGUGCAGGUCAUUAAUCCAAUGUAAAUGCUGAUUUUAUUCAAGAUAUAAUUAGUAAGCAUGAAAAUGUUGUAUUCAA